CCUUUACGGUGUUGCACCAAAACGGGAAGUUGUUGGUACGUUGCUGCAAAAAAAAUCUGUUCUCUCCUGAGCGGAAUGAAUGGAUGUUCUGAUGCACUAAGGUGCCUUUGCUCACAUCUCUCCAAGAUGACAUGAAUCUUUAAGCUCGUUUAUUGACCCUCACGCGUUUGUCUUCCACGUUCUCCCUCCUUUGGGCACCAUGGCCACAAGGAUGAAGCUGAAGCUGAAGACUGUGUUUGUGCUCUACUUCAUGGUGUCCCUCAUGGGUCUGGUCUAUGCGCUGAUGCAGCUUGGUCAGCGGUGUGACUGCACAGAGCAUGACAUGCCCAAAGACCGUACCAUAUCCCGGCUGCGGGGGGAGCUGCACCGUCUCCAGGAGCAGAUGAGGAAGUCUGAGGCGACCAAGCAACCCCAGAAACAGCCAGCAAAGCCGUCCCAGCCCACCAUCUUUGUGAUCACCCCAACAUAUGCAAGGCUGGUGCAGAAGGCAGAGCUAACUCGUCUUUCUCAGACCUUCCUCCAUGUUCCUCAGCUCCACUGGAUUGUGGUGGAGGACUCGCCACACAAGACACCACUGGUGUCUGACCUGUUGGUGAAGAGUGGUCUGGCCUACACUCACCUACACAUGCCCACUGCCAAGGACCGCAAACUGCAGGAGGGUGACCCGAGCUGGCUGAAGCCUCGUGGAGUUGAGCAGAGGAAUGAGGGUCUACGGUGGCUCAGAGAAGACCGAAGAGCUCAGCCAGGAGGAGACAACCAGCAGGGAGUGGUUUACUUCGCUGACGACGAUAACACAUACAGCCUGCAGAUAUUCGAAGAGAUGAGGGACACCGUGCGGGUGUCUGUGUGGCCUGUUGGGCUAGUUGGAGGGAUGAAAUAUGAGAGACCUGUGGUUGAAGGAGGAAAGGUGGUUCGCUUCCAUACCGGCUGGCGUCCCAGUCGCCCCUUCCCCAUGGACAUGGCUGGCUUCGCUGUGUCCCUCAAACUGGUCCUAGCCAAUCCAGAGUCUUGUUUUGAUGGAGAGGCACCAAUGGGCUUCCUGGAAAGCAGCUUCCUUCAGGGUUUGGUUACCAUGGAUGAACUGGAGCCCAAAGCAGACAACUGUUCCAAGGUGCUGGUGUGGCACACGCGGACAGAGAAACCCAAGAUGAAAAGAGAGGAUGCGCUGCAGGCUCAGGGACUUGGUUCAGACCCUGCUGUGGAGGUCUGAGGAAAACACACACACACAUACCCGCACACUCUAACACAUUGUAAAGCGUACUCUGCUGUUUAAUGCUGCAUAUGUAACUGCGUUGUAAAUACUGUACAAGAGAAAAUAUUGUUCAGAGUUUAACAAGAAGUUUACCUUGUUAUGACUCUGUUGUUUAGUGUUGGGUAGUAAAUGUAGGUGUGUUGAAUGAGUGUGUGUUGUUACAACUGUGCUGGCUGUAUAUUAGUGUAAGUAAAAGGUUUUCUUUGAGUUCAGUGGGUAAAAAAACAUUUCUGUGUAUGGACUCUGGAGUUUAGACCCCUGCCUGAUGGGGGCACCAGUGUUAAUAUUGGCUACGUCAUGCUGUUACAUCACUGGUACAUUUUUGUUUAAAGAUGGAGGCAUGAUGCAUCUUAUUACAAACGUCCAUUCUAGUGGAUUUUUACAUGUUACUUGUUGUCGAUGGAAUCCUUCCGUGUAACUCAUUCCACUUUGAUAUUUUGAGUAAACAGAGUCUGUCUCUGUCUUCUGUUUGAAUCUGA
Messenger RNA from Notolabrus celidotus (New Zealand spotty), 1731 nucleotides. It is a transcript of the gene b3gat3, whose product is annotated as beta-1,3-glucuronyltransferase 3 (glucuronosyltransferase I). The transcript is spliced from 8 exons. Gene Ontology annotation, molecular function: galactosylgalactosylxylosylprotein 3-beta-glucuronosyltransferase activity. The record is from RefSeq and is a predicted model, not a curated record. NCBI's taxonomy places the organism in Eukaryota, Metazoa, Chordata, Actinopteri, Labriformes, Labridae. Gene Ontology annotation, biological process: carbohydrate metabolic process; chondroitin sulfate proteoglycan biosynthetic process. Gene Ontology annotation, cellular component: Golgi membrane. Bases 200 to 1210 code for a protein of 336 amino acids.